Branchiostoma floridae (Florida lancelet) is the source of this 980-nucleotide messenger RNA. RefSeq lists its product as uncharacterized. The transcript is spliced from 3 exons. The record is from RefSeq and is a predicted model, not a curated record. Gene Ontology annotation, cellular component: AMPA glutamate receptor complex. Lineage: Eukaryota; Metazoa; Chordata; Leptocardii; Amphioxiformes; Branchiostomatidae. Gene Ontology annotation, biological process: negative regulation of BMP signaling pathway. The coding region runs from base 121 to 723 and encodes 200 amino acids.
AUUAGCACUGCGUACACAUAUCCGGUAUGAAGUCAACCACAUGUCCAUUCCCACAGCUUCCCCUACAAAUAGACCCGCUCACAAAUGCACAGAAAGAGUGUUUCAUAGUCACCAUACAAUAUGGCGUCUCCAGUUGUCGGUGUUCUGUGCGCGGUUCUGCUGUCCGCCUGUUCGUGUGACACCGCCAGACCGUACCGACAGUUCGAAGCUGUGAACACGGACGGCGUGUGCGUGCAGGACGGAGUGGCGUACCCAGUCGGCGCCUCCGUACCGGACACGGACGACGACCCCUGCACCUUCAGCUGCUACUGCGCCAGCUCGGGGAACAUAAACUGCGCUACGGCGAAGUCCUCUCGGAUGUGCACUCUUCCCCCGCCGCCGUCGUGCGUUGAUUGGGUGUACAUACCCGACCCGACCCAGUGCUGUCCCUCUUCUUCAAAUUACCACUGUCCUAACGGUCCGAACUGCCAGGCUGAUGUCUCAGGCCAGUCCGUGAUCAUCCCUGUCGGGCAGACGGUGGAGGUGAACGGUGAGCAGUUUCACUGUCCGGUCGGGCACGGUGGCGAGUUGGUCACUCCUGAACCCACCACGACCACCUUGACUACCAUUACCCCUCAUUGCCCGCACAAUGGAGUUCACUACGGGGACGGAGGACUCGUACCUGGAUACAGCGACGACCCCUGUGACGUCUGCAACUGCAUCUGGGGAUAUGUAAGUGGUUAAGACACAGGUCUAGAAAGGCACAAUAAGUUAGGAAUUUUUGGCCUUGUCAUCUACGUGUAUCUUUCCGAGCAUGUAAGGUUAUGCUCUGUCGGGAAUAUUGGCAAGAAGUGCGCUGUUCUAAAAGACGUGAAAUUCUAAUUCGGAGUGACCAUCUCUUGAGACGAAAAUAGUCGAAGAACUGUUUUCAGACUUAUACUAGUACUAGCGGGCAAAAAGUUUUUUUUAUUGUUAUCGUUCGUAAGAUGAUGAUCUUAUUG